AUGUAUGUAGGUCGUUUCUCAGUACUAUUUGGCCUCCUGUUAUUCAUAUACUUUUACCAUCGCCGCGCGCAACAAGAAAGACGAAGACAAGCUCGAUUAUCAGCUACGCGAGGUGGCGUGCCUGUCCAAGAUAAUAGAAAUAGACGGUCGAAGCGUGUUGGUGUUGACGCACGGUUUUUGGCACAGGUUAAAAAGUUGCUUCCUAUUUGCAUACCAGGCAUUGCUAGUAAAGAAUCCGCUUUACUUGUCAGUUUAGCAGUUGUGCUCAUAUGUAGAACUGCACUUGAUAUUUGGUUUUCAGGAUUCAAUGGACACGUAGUAAAAGCCAUUGUCUCUCGUGAUCGCAGAAAUUUUAUCGCUUUGGCAGUGGUCGAAUUUGGCUUCAUGAUGUGGCCAAUGAGUAUAGUGAAUAAUUCUCUAAAAUUAUGUAUUAGUGCUUUAGCUUUGUCAUUCCGUUCUCGUCUGACUCGGUACGCGCAUGAACAAUACCUCAAAGGUAUAACAUUCUACAAGGUUUCAAAUCUUGAUAAUCGAAUUCAGAAUGCUGAUCAAUUAUUGACACAGGACAUUGAUAAAUUCGCGGAAAAUUUGAGUCACUUGUAUUCGGAUAUUGCUAAACCGUUAGUCGAUAUCGUGUUAUUUGCGUAUAAAUUGGGCGAAGCCAUGUAUGUUGAUCAG
Molecule: messenger RNA, 678 nt
Organism: Ambispora leptoticha
Lineage: Eukaryota; Fungi; Glomeromycota; Glomeromycetes; Archaeosporales; Ambisporaceae
Source: the annotation of a GenBank genome assembly